GAAAUUGUUAGUUCUAAUAUUGUAUGUAUGUCUUACUUUUUUAUUUCGGAAAUGUUAUUCAGACUUAUGCGAAUGAUUUACUUAGCAUAAUGGAAGUAGUAUGAUUAGCAUUUAGCUUAGUACUCUCUUAAAUACAGUUACAUGUAGAAUCUGUCAACGGAGGAAUAGAUGAUAAGCGUAUUCGAACACAUGAGGGCGUUUGUUUUCAAAAAUGCAUUGUCGGCAAGUGGCAUGUGCGCACAGAAUGAUUGGUUACCGUGUCACUGUUUUAAUCGGACUUCACGAAAUCAGAUUAAGAUUAAGAUGGAGCCAUUAAUCCACCUACCACUGACGACUUCUUGCCAGCAUUUUCAAAGAUGCUACGUCGGACCACUGGUAAUGAAGACAUUGAAGUUGAAUAUCAGAAGUCCUGCCGUUGUUGUUACACAAGAACGGGAACAAUUUAUUUGCACUGUAUGGCCUAGGCCUGAUCAAAAGGAAGGUUUUAUUCAAAUAGAUGCCUCAGUAACCCUAUCAUUUGAUGCAUUCCUGAAGCAACCUGUAUUGAGAAGGAACCAUGAAAGAAGACAUUACAACAUCCGUCCAAUUGAGAACCUCAAAAGAUUAUCACAACUGGAUAUUAGGUUGCUAGCUGAUGGAUCUUCAGAUUUAUGUAAUUUUGCAAAUUGUACAUCUCAGCUUAAAACUGUACUUGAACAUUUAAUUGUAAGAGAGCAUUGUGUGGUGUCAAUGACACAGUUUGACCCCCUUGCAAGACAGCUUGGUAUAUCAGCAUUCAUUGUAGAAAAUUUCCUUAUAGAGUCUGAUGGCAGCUCUGGCAAUGAGAAAAGGAAUCCUGGUGACCUUGGAUAUGGAAUAGUGACACAAAGGACAGAAAUAAAGAUUGUAGAUUGCACUAGUCUUGAAAAGCUGGUUCUCUCUGUUAAGAGAAAAAGACCACUCAUUGGUGCUUUAUCUGAAGAGCAUAACUUUCUCAAAGAUCUAAUUAUUGGUUGUUUCCAUCAAAGAGAGAUAUUUAAAAGAAUAGGAAUAACUGUUCCCAAAGGCAUCCUGCUACAUGGACCUCCAGGAGUUGGGAAGACAUUACUAGUAAAAUCAGUGGCAGAAGAUUGUGGUGCAGUUAUUGUUGUUGUUAAUGGCUCUGAGGUAUUUGGCCCACAUCCGGGAGAGAGUGAGGAAAAUUUACGGAAGGCAUUCCAAAAGGCACAGAAAAAAUCGUCUGAAGGAGCAGUGAUCCUGUUCAUUGAUGAACUUGAUGCCCUCUGUCCCAAGAGGGGAAUGGACAGUGAAUCCCAUGAAAAUCGUAUAGUGGCCCAGUUGUUGACACUAAUGGAUGGCAUCAGAGAAAAACAUGAUUUUGUUGUGAUUGGUUCAACAAACAGACCCAAUGCUAUUGACCCAGCAUUACGCAGACCAGGAAGAUUUGAUAGGGAGAUCAUUAUAAGUGUUCCAAGCACUGAGCAAAGAAAGGCUAUAUUGUUAGUGCAUACUGAGAAUCUUCAACUGUCUCCAAAUGUGAGAUUGGAUGAAUUAGCAGAACAGACCAAUGGCUAUGUAGGUGCAGAUCUGGCAUCACUCUGCAGAGAAGCAUCUUUCCGAGCUCUACGCAAAAUUAAUUUUCUGAAUAUCUGCCAAGCAGAACUUGAUCAGCAGUCGAAACCAGUUUUGAAUUGGGAAGAUUUCCAGCAGGCCCUGGCAUCAAUUACACCAUCAACACAAAGGCAGACAACUUGGAAGGUUGAUCUUAGACCAGUGUCAUGGGAUGAAAUUGGUGGACUGGAUGAUGUAAAGAUAAAAUUGAAGCAGGAUUUAGAGUGGCCUCUCCAGCAUGCAGAAUCUUUCACUAAGCUAGGGAUACAGACACCAAAAGGAGUUCUACUUUAUGGCCCUCCAGGUUGCUGUAAAACAACACUGAUAUUUCAUCAUGCACGAAUUGGAGCUCCGUCAAUCAUUUUCUUUGAUGAAAUUGAUUCUAUUAUUGGUAACAGAUCAGGUGGCGGUAAGAAGGGAGUGCAGCAGAGGGUCUUGGCUACCCUUCUGACUGAGAUGGAUGGAUUGGGUGCAUCUAUUCAGGACCGUAUUGGUGGAAAGAAGAAGAUUUGUGAAGACGAACAAGCUGAAUAUGAUGUGAAGUUAGAAAAAAGAAGCAACAUAAAUAAAAAUAUAAUAUUGGUUGCUGCCACCAACAGGCCAGAAUUGAUGGACAGUGCCCUCAUGAGACCAGGAAGGAUAGACAGGUGUGUGUACGUGCCACCGCCAGAUCAGCAGGCCAGACAUAAGAUCUUGCAGGUGUACACCAAGAAAAUUCCAAAAAAAGAGGAGCUAGAUCUGGAACAACUUGCAGAGAGUACACACCUUUAUAGUGGUGCUGAUCUUGAGAAUUUGUGUAGAGAGGCUGCCCUGAUUGCUCUUCAGCAAGACGGAUUAGACGCAUGUGGUAUCAGACAGGCUCACUUUUUAGCAGCAUUGCAGGCAACUAAACCAUCUUUAUCAACAGGCCAAAUAGACAAGUAUAGUAAAUUUAGAAGUGAGAGAAGUUGAUGUAUACUAAAUGGAUCAAUUAAAUUUAUAAAACUGUUUUGACAAGUAGGAGCAGAAAUGCAUGAAAUAAAUUUACUAUUUUGCAAUUUUAA
This is a messenger RNA of Anneissia japonica, 2633 nucleotides long. Its product is annotated as spermatogenesis-associated protein 5-like protein 1. The record is from RefSeq and is a predicted model, not a curated record. The transcript is spliced from 9 exons. Gene Ontology annotation, molecular function: ATP binding; ATP hydrolysis activity. NCBI's taxonomy places the organism in Eukaryota, Metazoa, Echinodermata, Crinoidea, Comatulida, Comatulidae. The coding region runs from base 169 to 2541 and encodes 790 amino acids.